Molecule: messenger RNA, 879 nt
Organism: Plasmodium vinckei vinckei
Lineage: Eukaryota; Apicomplexa; Aconoidasida; Haemosporida; Plasmodiidae
Product: DnaJ protein, putative
Exons: 1
Coding region: 1-879 (292 amino acids)
Source: RefSeq, a predicted model, not a curated record
AUGAAAAAUGAUAAAAAAUUAGACUUAUAUGAAAUAUUAGGUGUCGAUAAAAAAGCGACUGCAAAGGAAAUAGCCAAGGCAUACAGAAUAUUAGCUUUGACUUAUCACCCAGACAAGUUUUUAUCUAACAGUAAAAAGAUAAAUAAUAAAGGAAAUAAAAAUGAUGAAGAUGAAACAUUAACAUUAGAAAAAUGCAAAGAAAUGUUUUUGCAAAUACAAAAAGCAUAUGAAAUAUUAAAAGAUCCUGAAAAAAGACAAAAUUAUGAUGAAUUUGGAUUAGAAGAAGAUUUUGAUGAGUUCAAAAAUUUUCUUGAUCCAAAAUUAUUUCAUUCUAGAAUCAAAGUAGAAGACAUAUUAAAAUAUGAACAGAAAUAUAAAAAUAGCCAAGAUGAAAAAGAAGAUUUAAUUCAAUUUUAUAAUAAAUUUAAUGGUGAUAUUAAACAUAUUCUUGAAUAUAUUCCAUUUAGUGAUACAUCUGAUUUAGAUAGAUUUGUAAAAAUAUUUGACGACCUUUUUAAAGAUAAACAAUUAGAAAAAACUAAAGAUUAUGAAAAGUCAUUAAAAAAUAUAAAUAAUAUUAUUAAAUCAUAUGAAAAUAUAAUUAAAAAAGAUAAUAAUCGUGCUGGUAAUAAAAAACCAAAAAAAAGAAAAGUAGAAGAACCUAUUGAUGAUUUAGUUUUAGCUAUUAGAAAUAAUGAAGCAAGAAGGAAUCAACAAAUAAACUCACUAUUAACUAGUAUCGAAAUUGAAUACUCUAAAAAAAAUCCUAAAAAAAAAAAAGUUAAACCUCCAACAGAAGAAGAAUUAAAAGAAAUAAGCAAAAGACUUGAAGAAAAUAAAAAACGUAGUAUCGAAAUGAAAAAGUUAAAAGGAUUAUAA